This is a messenger RNA of Gigantopelta aegis, 2145 nucleotides long. RefSeq names its product leucine-rich repeat-containing protein 74B-like. Bases 115 to 1644 code for a protein of 509 amino acids. Gene Ontology annotation, molecular function: protein binding. The transcript has 11 exons. NCBI's taxonomy places the organism in Eukaryota, Metazoa, Mollusca, Gastropoda, Neomphalida, Peltospiridae. The record is from RefSeq and is a predicted model, not a curated record.
CAAACGACAUUCUUUUGAAGUUGAACUAAAAGUCAGUACCUAUGAUUUUAAUUCAAGUGGUUACUGCCGAACGCUGUACUGAUUCACAUAUAUUGUUACUUGAGUGCCACCCAGAUGGAAUGCAAAAGAAUUUUAUCUGCCAAUAUGCAGGUGUACGGUGUACGGACGCCGAGUGGAGAGAGCGGGAAAAAGACCGUGAGUCGCCUCGCGAGGGGUGAGCAGACAGGUGAGCAGACAGGUGCGCAGACGGAGGAACUGUUUGUGACUCCAGUGGAGAGGAAACCGUCCGUGGACUCACACCUGUCAUUUAACGACACCUACGAGAAUGAAGACUUGGUGGAUCCUCAUGAGAAACCCGACCUUGACUCCAUCAAGAAGAGACUAUACACCAGAGAGUGUCAAAAACUAAAUGUCACUCCUAUUGGCGCCUUCGUCCGCGAACCGACGACAUCGGAACUGGUGCUAAAACACUACUCAAUGGGAGCAAAUGGGGCAAAAGCCUUGGCUAUACCAUUAAUGCUGGAUUCCACUUUAACUUAUUUGGACUUAGAAGGAAAUUUUAUUGGACCUGUUGGUUUAGGCAGUUUGGUGGAGAUGUUAAACGACAACAUCUGUUUGUCUAACCUGAAUCUCGCCAGAAACAAUCUUGGAAGCCAAGGAGCAAAAAUGGUAGCAACACUUCUGAUGAAAAAUCGCUUCAUACGAAAAAUAGAUUUGUCAGGAAAUGGUUUUCGAGACGCUGAUGCAGAAAUAUUCGGCGACGUUUUGAAAGAAAAUUGUUACCUUCUAGAACUGUGCUUGGCUGAAAAUGAAUUUGGAGAAAUCUGUGGCUCGACCUUUGGAGAAGCUCUUGGAAUAAACGAGACCCUUGAAAGUUUAGAUCUCAGCUGGAACCACAUGAGGAUGAAAAGCAUCAGAAGUUUGUGUUCUGGAAUCAAAGAAAACAUUGGUCUGAAGCGACUGAACGUUAGCUUCAACGGCUGCGCCACGGAGGGGACUGAGUGUAUGGGCGACGCCCUCGCCAACAACAGUUCCCUCAGAGAGCUCGACAUGUCUCACAACCGCAUCUCCGACAUGGACGUCGUUCACCUUGCGGCGGGUUUCAAAAACAACGAAACACUCUCCGUCCUGAAGCUCGGCAACAAUCUCCUGACAGCAGUGGGUUCUCUCAAAUUGAUCACGGCCAUCCAGCGAGCGGAGAAUUGUCCUAUAGAAGUGCUAGAUCUUAGGCACACGAGUGUCUUCUGCGAAUUCCAGACUAUUGUGAAAGAGAUUCAGGAGAUUCGGCCUUUCAGAGUGAUCCACGACAUAGUGGUCCACACGCCCAAAGACGUUGACACCGUGCCGCCACCCCAAUCAGCGGACACUGAGAAAAACGAUGUUGCUGUAGACAAUGAUGCCGAUGGUGACGACGUUGGUGCCGAUGGUGACGACGUUGGUGCCGAUGAUGAUAAUGAUGGUGGUGGUGAUGAUGGUGGUGAUGAUGAUGGUGAUGACGUAACGAAAAAUGAAGACGAAAACGAGGCGGAAGUAGACAUAAACGACCUCGAGACUCCGAAAAGUGCUAAUGAUAACGAGGAUGACCAAGUAGUUGAUGAAAUCGAGACUACUACUGAGAAAACGACUGAUUCUGAUCCAGACUAAAAAGCAUUCAGACAAUAUUAUGAUAACACUUAGCAGAAAGUUUGACGUUCCGAAAAAUAACUUUAACAAUGUAACAAAAGAUGAACUUUAAUACGAUAUAUUUAAUCGUAUCAGAAUUUAAUUUUGUAAGCAUUACAAGUCAUCAGCGUCAGAAACGAUGAAACAGGGAGGAGGGGUGGGGGAGACGGCCCUUCCCCUCAACCCUGGACAUUAUGUAUUGCCCCCCUCCCUCUUAGUUGAAAGGCAAUUUAGGUAACUGGCCCCACCAAUUGCUGUUAUCAUCUGACAUUCAUUCUCCUUUCCAUAUUUUACACGCAGUAGACCUACGCAUUUAGUAAGAUUGUAAUGCGUUAUGGGAAUAUGCCCUCUCUUAUUGUCUUGAAAGAAAGAAAGAAAUGUUUUAUUUAACGACGCACUCAACACAUUUUAUUUUCGGUUAUAUGGCGUCAGACAUAUGGUUAAGGACCACACAGAUUUUGAGAGGAAACCCGCUGUCGCCAC